This is a messenger RNA of Rotaria sp. Silwood2, 4665 nucleotides long. The record is from the annotation of a GenBank genome assembly. NCBI's taxonomy places the organism in Eukaryota, Metazoa, Rotifera, Eurotatoria, Philodinida, Philodinidae.
CACCCCUAUAAUAAGAGAGGUAGAUGUAUAUAUAAUAAUAAAUAAUUAUAAAGACCCUCUAUAGCCCCGCAAUUAGCAGCCUAUAGAAAAAGUUGUUGAGGAUGUAGCAUGAAGGUGAUGGCUAGACUGAGUGUCUGCUGAAGUUUUAUUCGUUUUCCAGUCCCUUUUGUCGGUAUUGCGGGGUUGUGUAUAUUUUUCGAGAUUUUCGCUUCGGAUUAAGCUAUUGUUGUUGAAAUAAGAGAAAUUGAUGCUUGUGACUGUUAGGGUUAGCCGACUUGCGUUUUUCUAGACCCACUUUACCCACGAGUUCGCCGAAAAGGUUGCGUCUUUUUUUUAUUUGGAAUUCAGAAAGAAUUAGAAAAGACCAUAGAGUCAAAUCAUAAUAGCUUGAAAAGCAUAAAAGUAAAACAGGAUAAACUUCAUUUCUCGCGAACAUCAGUAGUAAUCGAGAUACUAAAUUAAACAAUCUUCAUAUAUUUUUGUUCUACUUACAUAGCAAAUCGAGUCUAUUUCUUGGGGGUGGUUUACAAGAAAACGGCAUACAUCAUUCGAUUCAGAAUUUUAUAAGGAUUUCAGAUAUGCUAUCCCGUUUCCCGGAUAACUCUUAGUUUUUGAGAAAAGAAUGGAAAACUGGUGUACGGUGAACGUAGUGCCUUUUCUUCUUUUCUGUCAUUUCUUCUUCGUUUGUGAAUAUAUUCUUUUUUCUUUGAUUUCUCUUAUUUUUAUAUAUUGACAGGAUGAACAGACAGAACGAGAAAGAAAAUAGCCAUAUAUACUUAGUAUUAAACACUGAUUUCUAUAGCUUGGUUUAAUGUUCAUUUACUCUUCGAAGCAAGAAAAUCUCUCUCACUAUGAAUUUAAUUCAUAACCCGUCAACUUCAAGAAUUCAAAUGUCAUGAAUUAGGCACUACGCAUUUCCAGUUUCAUGCGAAUCUCAAGCAUACAAGUUGGUCAUUCUGCUGAAGUAUUUUUCAAUAAAAGGCACCAAAGUUUAUUGACAUGUCGGACUGCCUAUAUUGUGUUGAAAUCACGCAAAAAAUAUACUUUUCGUUUUUAAUUGAGUAAGCUACCCAAUUAGUUGUGGAAAGAAGUGUUAAAUUUGAUGUCAGAUGUUGGUGACCAAUUCCGACACAACAUUUUUCGAUGACUUUUUCCAUUCUCUUUGGGCUUCAGCAACCUAGUCUUGCAAAUAAUCUUAAUUAAUGUCUUCUUUUGAAAAGAAAAUUCACAAAAAAGAUGAAAGAAACAAACUUUAACUAAAUCGCACAUACAGACGCUGAGUAUCUUCUUUGAGAAAAAAUAAUUUAUAUAGUGAUGAUUCUUGAGCUGAAAUCGUAUCUUUUAUAUUCCAAUUGAAAAAUAAUUUAGUAAUUGCAGUUGAUCCAUCUUGUCUCAAUGCUAUAUCAAGUAGUCUUAGGCGUAUACGUUUCUGUAAUAAUUGAAUAUUGAAAUUUCUCUUAUUUGUUGACAUAAAAAAGUCUUUUGUUGUUACGUCGUUGAAUUUAAGAACAAUUUCUGAAGACAAAGGCUGUUUCCCAUUCCUAAUCAUUCCCAUGUGUAGCAUGUACAACUUGUUUCAUUUGUUAAUUAUGUGUGUAAACUUAUGUUUGAGAUACGUGAUUGUAUAUAAAUUCGAUUGAUACAUUUAUACAUUUAAAAAUAAUUUAUUUAUUCAAUUUGAGUUAGAGAAAAAAUACAUAAUCGCAUAGAAAAAUCUUCUUAUAAGUCAGUAGCAGUUGAAAGACAUACUUUAUUCUACAUAAAAUUCAUGAAAGAAAAUAUUAUUCUGAAAGCUUCAGUUUAAAAUACAAACUGUUCAGUUACCAUGGUAAGUAAUCUUUUUUUAAUUCCGAAUGAUAAAACAUCAAGCUUUUUAACGGACUUGUGAAAUUUUCUAGCGAAUGAGGGAUAUUCCGAAUUCGCUUGUUGAUCACGAACAUGCAUAAAAAGUGGCCAUAUAACAGUUUAUGUGUCGCCAAGAGUGGCCUCUUUUCUUUCAUAUAUCUUUUUCAAUCGUCUUGCAAGCAUAUGCUUGCAAGACGAUUGAAAAAGAUUUAUGAAAGAAAAGAGACCGCUCUUAGCGACACAUAAACUGUUAUAUGGCCACUUUUUAUGCAUGUUCGUGGUCAACAAGCGAAUUCGGAAUAUCACUUAUUGUCUUAAGGGUAAUUGUUUACUUUCACUCAAAAUCUAUAUCGUGCUUCCGUCUCUCGCCUGAUAAAUCCGUUUGACAUUACCUCCAAUAAGUAGUGCUCAUUUGAAAAUAGAAAUGAAAAAAGUAUUUUUUGAGUAACUCUUUGACGGAGAUAAUUAGAGACAUUUACUUUUCACUGUUGGGUAGAGGGAUAUAUCGGAAGUAUAUUUAUUAUAAAAUCAGUCUUUUCAAUGAGGUUUACCAUGGUGUACCUUUCAAUACAAAGUCUGUGAGAGUCCUGUUUCCAGAAAAAAUAUAAUUCUGUAAUUCUUAUUACAUGGCUCCAAUCUUCAGAUUGUCCUCUUUCAAACUAGACUACACCCCGUCACAUUUGAUCGAAAAACAAACAUUGCUACGAGAUUCAGCAUGACCGAUAACCUAUAUUUCAUGUCUUGUCUAGAUCCCCAAACCAAAACUUUGAACGAUAGACAGGUCUUCGGAAAACUUCUAUAGCUACCGAACGAUACGUGACUAGCAGUAUGUUUUAUUCAAUCUAUUUGGAUAUGUAAUCUAUAUAUCUGUUCGCUUCUUCAUCGUGUUUGUAUAACGACAAUAUGUUUGAAUUAGAGAAACAAAAAGUAAGCCUUAACAGGUGUUUGUCGUAACAUUCGCUAUUUAAUCUGCUUAGAUUAUUUGCAAGACUAGGUUGCUGUAGCCCAAAGAGAAUGGAAAAAGUCAUCGAAAAAUGUUGUGUCGGAAUUGGUCACCAACAUCUGACAUCAAAUUUAAGACUUCUUUCCACAACUAAUUGGGUAGCUUACUCAAUUAAAAACGAAAAGUAUAUUUUUUUGCGUGAUUUCAGCACAAUAUAAGCAGUCCGACAUGUCAAUAAGCUUUGGUGCCUUUUAUUGAAAAAUACUUCAGCAGAAUGACCAACUUGUACGCUUGAGGUUCGCAUGAAACUGGAAAUGCGUAGUGCCUAAUUCAUGACAUGUGAAUUCUUGAAGUUGACGGGUUAUGAAUUAAAUUCAUAGUGAGAGAGAUUUUCUUGCUUCGAAGAGUAAAUGAACAUUAAACCAAGCUAUAGAAAUCAGUGUUUAACACUAAGUAUAUAUGGCUAUUUUCUUUCUCGUUCUGUCUGUUCAUCCUGUCAAUAUAUAAAAAUAAGAGAAAUCAAAGAAAAAAGAAUAUAUUCACAAACGAAGAAGAAAUGGCAGAAAAGAAGAAAAGGCGCUACGUUCAACGUAAACUAGUUUUUCAUUCUUUUCUCAAAAACUAAGAGUUAUCCAGGAAAUGGGAUAGCAUACCUGAAAUCCUUAUAAAAUUCUGAAUCGAAAGAUGUAUGCCGUUUUCUUGUAAACCACCCCCAGGAAAUAGACUCAAUUUGCAAUGAUUCAAUCCAAUUUCUUUCAACUUAAUAUCGUAACUUUAUGCUAUUGUUGUUUCAUUGGUAAUGAUCUAACUCCUCAAAUAAAACGCAAUAAUUUCAAAUAUUACUUAUUUUGAAACAUUCUGCUCCUAUUAUCGAUGUCACAUCUUAUUUUUGUUUUUAAAAUGUUAGUUGAUUCAAUGAGAAAAGUGAAAAAUUAACAUAAAUUAUUGCUGAAUAAGUGUCAAUGUGGAUUUUACUCCCAUCUUUCGCCGCUAUCGACAACAACAAUCUAUGUUUUGCAGAUCUGUUGUGUUACGAAAUAAUUCUUCAAAAUUUCAUAUUUCGAUAGUUUUGUUUAUUUGGAUAAAAUUAAAAAUUUUUUAAUAGUGAAGCAAUUUAUUCUGUUUUCGUUCUUACAAUAACAUGCUGAUAAAGAGUGACAUCAUCAUUAUGCUUGAGACCUCCAUGUAAUUUAUUGAUAGCGCAGUUGAGUACGGUAAUUCGUGGAAGGAAAAACCUACUUGCAUGAUUACUCAUUGUUUUCUGUUCUUUACGUACUUUUUUAUUAAUAUUACUGAUGCAUCACUUAACUGUCUGGAUUAGUAAUCAAUUAUGACAUCGGUAACUACAUUGACCAACGAAAAGGCAAUACCUGAAAGCAGCAUUGAUAUGCCUGUACUUCGAGUAAGAUCAUAUUAUAAUUGUGAACUAAUCGUAAUAAAAUAUUCAUCAAGGAUAUGAUCAAUGAUUUGCAUGAAUCGAUUCCAUCAUGUCCCCACCCAAUCAAUACUAGUGUGUCAUUCUUUUAUCAUUUUCUAUUUAUUAUAUUCAAUUAUGCACCGUUCCAAUAGGUCUGCUUGCUGAAGAUUUUCUUAUUAACAAAGCUCUUGCUCUAUCACAAAUAUCUGAACUUGCUCUAUCCACUGAAGAGAUCAGCAAACCUGACAAUGUUGAUACAUCAACUGUAAAUAUAUCUGAUACACUUUUGGAUGCUAUCAUCUCAUCUGGUAAACGUUUUUCAAUUGCAUUAAAUGGUGUCAAUUCUUCAAAUAAUAUCGAAUCUGAAGAACAGCUUAUUAAUAGAAGAAGUAUCGAACAUUCAUUUUUACAAAAAGUUGAUGAUGUGCAAUCAGGCGUAGUCUCAUCAUCAGGUACAUAG